AAAACUUUGCUUUGCCUGUAAUAAAAGAAUUGAUUUAUAUAAAAAAUCUGAUGUAAAUCAAGUAAAUAGAUUUUUUAUUUUAUUUGUUUUAAAUCAUGAUUUUAUUCAACUCUUGUACAAAUAUGUUUUGUUACUUUUGUUAUGUUAGUUUUAAUUGCAAUGUUGCUUUCAAGGGACAAGAAUGUACAGCAAGAACUUGCAGAACUCAGACAGAAGUGAAUUACUGGAUCUGGACACCUGAGUAGGUAAAGAAGCACAGCUGCACAAGCAAAGAAGAAACACUACUACCAUGAAUGCCCAAGACUUGUAUGACAAUGUGCUGCAGGGAAGAGAGUCCCAAGAGUGACACCACCAUUGAUGAGAAACCCGAGGACAACCUCUGGCUACAACUGGGCUUUACUGUGGACUCUGAGACAGGUGAGCAUUUACUGUCUCCUGAGAAAAACAUCAGCAGAGGAGACGUGACCCUUGACUCUGUGUCUCCUCUCAACUCUCCAUCCUUCACCCUCAAUGAGACAGUACCAGACUUCAAUCUUGACUUCAACCUUGAUGAAGCCUUGAAAUUUGUUGGACUGAACUGUUCUGAGACUGGGGAAACUGUCUGGAAGCCCUCAGAGCCUGAACCCACCUCUGACAAUAAGGAAAGCCCUGGUAAGGAGGAGGAGGACAGCUUAGACACCUUGAACGACACCCUGGACGAUAUGAUCCAGACCUCCCAGCUUCAUCCUCAACACCUGUGCUCACUACAGAGAAUGGUGACGAUGAAUGAAAUGACCAGAAGGACAUACAGGAAUAAAACAAAUGGUACAAGAUAAUGAUCUGCUGUGGUGCAAGUGGAUGAUCAAUCAGGUGUGCUGAAAACUAGACAGGUUUAUAUUUUGUUUUCUGUCUUAAGUAUUUAGUAAUUUGAUGUUUUACUUUUCUGAACCUUAUUCUGUAGACCUUUGUUGUGGUAAACGAUUUAUUAUUAAUGUCCAUAUGUUGAAGAACACUUCUUUUCUUGAUAAUCACCUAUGAUGUGACCACAAACAAAAUUCCUUCUUUCUGAUCUGUCCACUGUAAGUCCCUUGACAUUGACACUCAACAUUCACACUUGACAUUCACACACUCAGUCUCAGGUAGUAAUUUUGCCAUACCAGCAUCAAAAGUGAAUUAAUAUUGAUCACUAGAUAGAUAACACACACAAUAGCAGUAGUGGAGCAUAGUGUGAUGAGGAUGUCAAGGAACGGCGUGGCAUUAACCAGUGACUUACAGUGGCACAGAAACACAACCUCCUUGGCGGUGCGGGAUGUGGAGUGAUCGAGUCAGACAGACGGGAGUGGUGUGCUGUCAUCGUUCAGUCUGC
Molecule: messenger RNA, 1345 nt
Organism: Scylla paramamosain (green mud crab)
Lineage: Eukaryota; Metazoa; Arthropoda; Malacostraca; Decapoda; Portunidae
Exons: 5
Coding region: 294-815 (173 amino acids)
Source: RefSeq, a predicted model, not a curated record